UUUGUGCUCACAUCUUUGGAAGGACAUUCGGAUACACUGAACUUCUUCGACAUUUUUCUUUUCUGCCAAUUUUAAACGGGAAGGAUAUCAUCUGUAAUACAUUUUUUGUGAUUAUUAGAAUCUUAUAUUUUGAGAAAGAGGAGUGAAAUUUUACAAAGAGAAUGGAAUCAACAAAAGAGAAACGAUCAUUGAAUUGAGGUAUAUGAAACAUAUGUUCACGAAAUCUGGCAAACAGUUUUUCAUGUGACGUAUGAUAUCAAGAUGACGGAGCAGAAUCCCGGCACUGUACAUGAUGACGAUGAUGACCAGACUUCUGGGAUUACAGAAAUUCCUGACAUAGUAGAACACAGAGUCAUUCACUUAAAUGCUGUUCAAAAACAAAAAUUUUGCAUCAACAGAAUAAGCACUGCCAAAUACAAUGUCUUCUCAUUUCUGCCAAAGUUUCUAUUUGAACAGUUCAGAAGAUACUCAAACAUAUUUUUCUUAUUUAUUGCACUUCUUCAACAAAUUCCAAAUGUCUCACCUACUGGUCGCUACACCACAGCUGUUCCUUUGAUUUUUAUUCUAAGUAUAUCAGCAAUUAAGGAAAUAGCUGAAGAUAUUAAAAGACAUUUUGCUGAUGAUUCAGUAAAUAAAGCUGAAGUCUUAGGUCUCAGAAAUGGCGUUUGGACAACAAUUAAGUGGACUGAUGUCGUUGUUGGAGAUAUCCUAAAAAUCACUAGUGGUCGUUUCUUUCCUGCAGAUCUUGUAUUACUAUCAUCUAGUGAACCUCAUGCAAUGUGCUACAUUGAAACUGCAAACUUAGAUGGCGAGACUAAUUUAAAAAUUAGACAAGGUCUUCCUCAAACUUCUAAUUGGUUAACACCAAAGGAUUUGGGGCGUUUACGUGGAACUUUGGAGUGUGAAGCUCCUAAUAGGCAUUUAUAUGAAUUUACUGGAAACCUAAGAAUAACUGGCAAACAAACACUUCCAUUGGGAGCUGACCAGUUGCUUUUGCGAGGAGCUAAAUUGAGAAAUACAAAUUGGGUCUUUGGAAUUGUUGUUUACACUGGACAUGAAACAAAACUUAUGAUGAAUUCAAAAACAGCUCCUCUUAAGCGAUCCACUGUGGACCGAAUAACCAAUAACCAGAUUUUGAUGUUGUUUCUACUUCUCAUCAUCCUGUGCCUUAUAAGUGCAAUAGCUAGUGAGUUAUGGAUGAAGGGUCAUGUUGCAACAGAUUGGUACCUUGGUAUUGAUGAUCUCUCCAGCUCAAAUUUUGGAUACACCUUUCUGACCUUUAUCAUCCUCUACAACAAUUUGAUACCUAUUAGUCUUCAAGUGACCUUGGAGUUAGUGCGAUAUGUUCAAGCCAUAUUUAUUAACAUGGAUAUCAAUAUGUAUGAUAAGGCUACUGAUACUCCAGCAAUGGCUCGUACAUCUAACUUAAAUGAAGAGCUGGGUCAAGUGAAAUACAUAUUCUCUGACAAAACAGGCACAUUGACAGAAAAUGUUAUGGUUUUCAAACAAUGUUCUAUUGCUGGUGUCAAAUAUGGCUCUCCUGAAAUGGAUUUUGAUGGUACAGAUUUGCUAAAUAAUUACGUAAAUAACCAUCCCACUGCUGCAUAUAUAAAAGAAUUUUUGACCUUGAUGGCAGUUUGCCACACUGUAGUUCCAGAAAAAGAAGAAGAGACCGGAGAUCUCCUGUAUCAAGCUGCUUCUCCAGAUGAAGGAGCUCUAGUAAAAGGAGCAAAGCAACUUGGCUUUGUUUUUACAACACGAACACCAGAUUCUGUUAUAAUUAAAGCAUUGGAUAAAGAGGAAACAUAUGCCAUCCUUAAUGUUCUGGAAUUUACAAGCGAUCGUAAAAGAAUGUCUGUAAUUGUGAGAGGUCCGGAUGGAAAAAUAAAACUUUACUGCAAAGGAGCUGAUACAGUAAUUUAUGAAAGAUUGAGUGAUCGCCAAAUGCAUAAGGAUGUCACUCUGGAACAUUUGAAGGAAUUCGCAAGCAAUGGUUUAAGGACAUUAUGCUUGGCAGUUGCUGAAAUUCCUGUAGAAUUUUAUGAGCAAUGGAGCGAAACCUUUCAUAAGGCAAGCACAGCUAUUCAAUACAGAGAAAGGAAAAUACAAGAUGCUGCUCAACUAAUAGAAACUAAUCUGACUCUGUUAGGAGCCACUGCCAUUGAAGAUAAAUUGCAAGAAGGUGUACCUGAAGCUAUUUCUGAUUUAUUGAAAGCAGAAAUAAAAUUUUGGAUUCUAACUGGCGAUAAACAAGAAACUGCUAUAAAUAUUGGUUACUCUUGCAAAUUACUAAGUCCAUCCAUGGCUCUUAUGGUGAUAAAUGAAAAUAGUUUGGAUAACACUAGAGAAGCUAUUCGACGCCACAUGCAAGAUUUUGGUGAUUUAUUAAGGAAAGAACAUGAUGUUGCUUUGAUUAUCGAUGGAAAGACUUUAAAAUAUGCUCUUUCUUCUGAUGUUAGAAGGGAUUUUGUUGACAUUGCCUUGUCUUGCAAGAGUGUUAUCUGCUGCAGAGUGUCACCAAUGCAGAAGGCUGAAAUAGUUGAAAUGGUACAUUUAGCAACAAAUAUGGUCACUUUAGCUAUAGGCGAUGGUGCAAAUGAUGUAGCCAUGAUACAGGCUGCUCAUGUUGGUAUAGGCAUUAGUGGAGUAGAGGGAUUGCAAGCUGCAUGUGCAUCUGAUUACUCUAUUGCUCAGUUUCGUUAUUUGACUCGACUCCUCUUUGUUCAUGGAGCUUGGAGUCAUGGACGUUUGUGCAAGCUCAUUUUAUAUUCAUUCCACAAAAACAUUUGCUUAUAUGUAAUUGAGCUUUGGUUUGCAAUUGUCAGUGGGUGGUCUGGUCAAACUCUUUUCGAACGGUGGACUAUUGGUUUGUACAAUGUGAUAUUUACAGCUGCUCCACCGUUGGCGAUAGGUUUGUUCGACCGCACCUGUAGUGCAGAAACCAUGCUUAAAUUUCCAGCAAUGUAUAAAAGUUCCCAGUCAUCUGAAUUCUUUAAUGUGCAUGUGUUUUGGGUUUGGAUAUUUGAUUCCAUUGCUCACUCAGUGUUACUAUUUUGGCUGACAUACUUAAGCGUAGAUAAUGACAUUGUUUGGUCAAAUGGCAGAGAUGGAGGUUACCUUGUUUUUGGUAACAUGGUGUAUACGUUUGUGGUUGUUACAGUUUGUUUAAAAGCUGGUUUAGAAAUGAAUGCCUGGACUUGGUUAACUCAUCUUGCUAUAUGGGGCAGCAUAGCUAGUUGGUUUAUAUUUCUCUGGGGAUACAGUAAUUGCUGGCCUACCCUACCUAUUGCAGCAGAUAUGGUGGGCAUGGAUCACAUGUUGCUCUCAUCAGCUGUAUUUUGGAUGGGAUUAAUUAUUAUACCAUUUAUUGCUCUUAUUGGAGAUUUCACUUUUAAAGUUAUUAGAAGAACAGCAUGCAAAAGCUUAGCAGAGGCUGUUCGAGAAAGUGAAAUUACAAAUAUUGAUCCUGCCAAUGUUAUUGUUCUUGCAACGAAACAGAGGCUUACUGAAACAGCUAGAUUGCUAAAAAAUGUUUUUCGAAGACCCUCAUCUCACGUUUCUGCUGUUCCACUAGAGAUGGAACUUCAGCAUGGAUUUGCAUUUUCUCAAGAAGAACACGGUGCUGUACCUCAGUCUGAAUUGAUCCGUGCCUAUGACACUACAAAAACGAAGCCACAAGGUGUGUAAUACUACAUACCUGGAAUCAUCAUGUUGCCACUUUUCGAGCAACUUCAAUGUUGGUCAUUCCAAAACUAUGUGAAAAGAACACCAUUAAAUUGGUCUUGUUGUGACAUGUCAAGAUAUGUGAUUAAAUGAUUAAACAAGAAAUACUACUUUAAUGCAUUUUAUGUGUUUGUUGAUAAAUGUACUUAAAAUGUGGCUUGUCACACCAGAUUAUUACUAUUAUUAUUUUGGUUUAAAUUUUUCUACAUAUUAUGACUUUUAAAAGAUAUUUAUUCUUAGAAAUUUAUUUAUUUUUAUGAAACGAAAUGGUGAGUAUUCUUUUCAACUAAAUUCAAAUUAAACUCAAUAAACUAUCAUUAUUGCCAAUAUAAGAAUUACAGCAUUUCAACUUAAUUAAAAACUGUAUAUAUAUAUAUAUAUAUAAUGAGAACUUUCAGAUAUUGUUUAAAAAUGUGGAGUGAUUUCAUUAUUUGCAAAGGCUUCCAAUUUGUGUGAGUUUUUCAGAGUUACAAUUUCUUGUUUGGGAUGAAAAUUUAUUGUGGUACUUCUUAAAUUACAGUUUGUUUGGUUUUUGAAAUUUUUUUUCGGAUUUUAAUUGAUAUUAUGAUUUAAUAAGGGAAGAUUUACUCAUUCUCCUUUUGAAUCUUUUAGAGAAGAAAUGUUCUAAAAAAUAUGCUGAGAAAUAUUAUUUUUUAGUGUGAAGUACUCAACAUUUUGAAGAUUGUAGCAUUCAAAUACUAUUUUUUAAAUGUUGAGUACUUUGUACCAAAACAUAACAUUUUUCAAUUAAGUACUUUAUUCUAAAAAUAUUGUUAAAAAUUAUAAGAUAUUAAUGUGAAAGUUCUCUAAUUAUUAAUUCAAAAUAUGUGCAUCUUUAAAUAUUCUUCUUCAUCUGGAAAUAUAAUUAUAUUUGAUAGAAAUAAAAAAGAAUAUAAAAACUUUUUUCAAUUAUAUUUAAUGUAUUCAGUACUUAUAAAUAUUUAAUACCUCACCGGCAUAAUUAUGGCUGCUGUUUGGUUGUGAAAUUUUACUUAAUUAUUGUUAAACAAUUCGAAUAUUUGAUACAAAGAGAAUUUUCAGCUCUAUUCCAUCAUUACUGCAAAUGAGUCUGUACAGCAAUUUUUUGCCAGCAUCUUUUCUUCGUAAGUAGAAUUUCCAAUUCUUGGAUGAUCAUGCAUUUAAAAUCACUUUAUCAUCACAGAGAAGUUAACUUUAACUGUGGUCCAAACAAUGAGAAAACAUUUAAUGAGGCUGUGUAAAUAAGAUUUUUGAAUUUCACUUAUUAUACUUAGGACUGAAGAAAUUUUUAUAUUGAAAUGAAAAAUGUUCUGCAAAUAAUAUGAAAAUUAAAUAUUACCAUUAAAUUAUUUAAUGAACAUUUAAAAAUUGUAAUAGAUUUCUUUUAUGAGAUAUGUAUAUAUAUAUUCUUUGUUAUUAUAGCUUAAUCUUUUUGGUCCUGUGGACGGAUAACAUUAAUUAUUGCUUAAGUGUGAUAAUAUUAAAAGAUUUUUAAGUACUUCACUUGAAAAAGUCUCUAAAUUUUCAUUUUAUUAUUAAGGUUUUAGAUAUCUUAAAUAAUUUUAUUCAUAGUUCACUUAAUUAUUUCUCUUAAUCUGGUGUGAUUGGUAAGUGUUGUUCUCUGUGAUACAUUAUCGGGCUUUUGUAUCAGCCUUAUUUGGGAUCCUUGUGCAGCAUGUGUGUCGACUGUUUGUAUGUGGCUUUUUUUAUACUGUUUGUAGAUUUUUAUGUAACUAGUAUGUAUUUUAUCCAAUCUGAUUCAUGAGAUUAUUUUUAAUCUGGUAAUUUAUUUAAAUAUCUUAUAUGAUAUUUAUUGCAUUGUUCAUAAUUAUAGAUGUUUCUAUUGCUAAAGCAAUAUAUAGUUUUGUAAUUUCAUAUGCAUAGAGUUUGUUUUCUAGCUAUAGAAGACUAAUUGUCUUGUUUUCAAUUAUAUAGAAGGUGGCUUUAACUUUACUACUCUAGAUGUUUUAAAUGGCUAUUUUAAUUAUAUUAUUUUGUCAAACAUUCAACUGUUGUAUAUUAGUUGUAUUGUCCUGUAUAUUUUCUCACACUAACUUGAUGGGAAAGUCAGGACACAUAGAAUCCCAGUUAUUUCCAUUGUUUACUUGCAUUCUAAAAUCUGUUAAUUCCAUUUUUCUGACGAUGCUUCACUAAUAUUAUUUAACAUAAGUGAAAUAUAAGUUUUAAAAACCUGUUUAAUUUAUUAUUUAUUUACUUUCCUUUUUAAAAAUAUUUAAAAUGGACUCUUUCAUGUUCCUAGCAUUCAGUGCAUGGAAAAUCUAUGAGGAAUUUCAAAUUCUAAGUACUGUAUAAUAAACAUUUAGUCUAUAAUUUAUAAUUCAUUACUGUAAAUAUUAUGGAAUCUUGAAAUCAUUUCUUUCUUAAGUUCUCUACCAAUUGGCCCCACUCAUGGAAUCAAAAUUUAAUUUUUUAAAUGAUAAUUAAGCUCAGAAAAUAAUAAAACACUAUAUUGUUAUUGAGAAUUCAUAAAUUUACGAAAUAUUAGGAUGCUAGUACUGGAAGUAAAUUAAUAUAAGUUAUAAAAUUUUAUCUUUACAAGUAUGAAACAAAUCAAGUUAAAUAAAAUUAUUAAAAUACUCUUAUUUGUUCUUAUUUAGCAGUUAGCUUGAUAAUCCAGCUUUCCUGACAUAUGUGCAAAAAACGGUUUAUAAAAAACUGUCCCUAUGCAUUUUUUUUUUUUCCCCCAAGAGCAGAGCUGUUUUUUUUUUUUUUUUAGAGCAUUGAUAGUAUUUCAUUGCCUUUAAUACACUAAGCUUCAGAGCCAAAAUUGUCGUUGAAUGUUUGAACAAAAUAAAAUAUUUAAAAUUAGUCCUUUCAGAUGCAUGAUUUUUAGCUAUUUGUAUCAAGGCUUUGUUUAAAAAGAUGUUACUUUGCAAAGAAAUAAAAUGCACAUGGCUCUCCCCCCCCCCUAAGAAAUGCUGUGCAAUUAAUUUAUCAUGAUUGCAUAAUGUUGUACAAAAUAUUUUAUGAAAUUUUAUAGUUAAUUUUAUAUUGGUAGUAUAUUAUUGAGAUUAAAUAUUUUUGUCACAAGAAUUUUAUUCAUUUUUAAUAACAAUUAACUUACUCAUUUGGAAGACUCAGAGCAUUGAUUGAUUUUAAAUUGGAUCUUUAGCAACACAGGCUGUCAUUCCCUAAUGCCAGAUACUCAAAGUAUAUAUAAAUUUUUAAUUUCUAUGGAUUUUUCCAAGCAUUUUAAAUAUAAAAUUAUUUUUAAAUCAAUUGUUUGGAAAUAUUAAUUCCAAUCCCUCUUUUUAUGUCAGUUCUCUUUUUUUUUUUUUUUAAUACUUCAUUGACUCUUAUUAAUUCAGAAUUUAUUCUUUAAACCCAUGAGACCUAUGUGUAUAGCGUCAUUAGGAUCUCAAUUCUUAAAAUUAAGAUUAUUAUGGAUUAUUAUUAAUUUUCCUUUUUUAUAAGAAAUGGUAGCUAAGAUAUGAUAUUUGUGUCUGUAUAGAUCCUGUAUUACUGGUGUGCUUUCACCAAGCGUAACUAAUAUAUAUUCUUUACUAUGGAAAUGUUAUAAAAAAAUCAUUCAUUCAAAUACCAAUACCUUAUUUCUAAACAAUAGUCAGUAUAUUUUUUUUAUAAAAUUUCUGAUGUUGGCUUUAAUUUGUUUUUUAGUAUACUUCAAAUUUGAACUUCUGACUUAUAUAUGUGCUUCCUCCAUAAGCAUACAAUUUAUGCUUCUGGUUAAUGGGAACAACUUUAUUACCUAUUAUGAUAAGUUUAAAUUAUUGAAUUGCUAAAAUAAAGGAUUUUGUAUGCAAUCAAAAUUUUAAUUUAUUUACAUAUAUUGUGGGAUCUCUUUUAAUUCAUUAGGCUGAUUGAUGUCAGAAAAGAUUGUUUUUUCUUUUUAAUAAUUGAAAAUGUCUGUAAAACUUACCUGUUCAUGUUUUAUUGCAUGUAAAAUUUGAUGAUCAUAUUUAAUCUUAUCAGUUACAGCUAAUUAAAUAAUAUUGAAAAUCGAGCAGAAUUUUUUGAAAAAAUACCUUAAUAUAAUUUUAUUAUUCAGAAGAAAAAAUAUUAUUUUAAAAUUACAAUAUAUAUUAUCACCUGAGAGUUGCACAUUUCUAAUAUAUUUUUAAAUGCCAGCUUACUUGUUGUCAGAAUUUUCAUUCCAUACAUAUUGAAGCUUCGUGAUUUCGUGAGUUGAUAUUGACAAAUUGUGCUUGACAAACCUUUGUCAACUUCUUUCUGCAUGUUUCUUGAUCUGCAAUGCAAGGGCAUGGAAUAAGGUGUUACAUACAACAUUUCUAGAUUGUUAAUUGGCAUAAUUUUUUUAUUCGAAUCUAUACCUUCAAACAUUCUAAUAUUUCAAUAUUGCAAAAAUUGAGAUUUUUUCUGUGUGUAUUAAAGAUAAAUAUUGUUAACUUUAAAACAAAUAACCAAUAUUUCAUAUUUGUAUCAUUACAAGUCAAAUAUCUCAGUUACGGAGUUUGGUUGGAGAAAUACUGACACAAAAUGCAAUUUCACCAAAGUUCUGUUAUUUAUAUAGGCCUAGUAUUUACUCUUCUAAUCAGAUUAUAUGUCUUCUAGUGUGAUAUGCGAUAUAUUAACAAAGCAAUUAGUUUAUACAUUGCCCUUCUCAUCUAUAUAAAUUCAAAAUUGAUAAUUCCAACCUAAAAUAGAAUUCAAAAUUAGACAUUAACUUUAGUAUGUUUUCCUCAAAAAUUUAUGUUAGUCAUUUGUUUUUAGAUAUGGAUAGAUAACUUGAAAUAAAAUUACAAAAGCAAAACGUUAGGGACUUUUGUUGUUUGCUUUUAUUUCUUAAAAUCAAAACUUUUAAAUCUGAAUUUAUUUGCUCUGGGGCUUCUAAUAAUUUUAAUUCAUUCAUAAUAUAUUUCCAUCAGUCUAUAUAAAAAUUUGUUUUAAAUCUGUGACACAUAUGCUGCUCUACAAAUGAUUUACAUAUCUGUAUUUGAAAAUUAUCUGAAUAUGCAAAUUUGGUAUUUUUUUGUUCAUAUUGUCCGGAAAUGUUUAUGAUUUCAAAUAGAUGUUCAAAUUUUUGUCAGCUAUCAAAUCUUUGUGCAGCUCAUGUAUACAGUUUAUUAUAUAAUGGAAGAACAAUGAAGUAGAUAAAAUCAAACAAUAGGAACUACUUAUUUUCACAUAUUGUAUUUUUGAAGAUGUGUAUGUGCAAUUUAUCUCUUCUCACAUAGGUAGUAUGUUUUUAAAAACUUUUUCUGUAUAUGUGUGUAAUCUUACAUUUAAAGCAAGCAUUCCAAAUUUUUAAGUGUGCUAUUGUAGUAGUAUGAUUAGAUGUGAAUAGCAAUGCAUGUGAGCACUGUUUUGUUUUGAAGUAGUAAUGGCGUCAACUGUCUUCAUAUCUUUAUCAAAAUGUCCUGCUUUCAUGCGUCAAUAGUUUUUUAAUACUGUACAAAUGAUGUUUAUUGUGUGAGUAUCAGUGUGUUAUUUAAAUGUACUGCAUCUUUAUAUUUAAGCAAAUUUUCUAGUUACACAUCUUACUACUAGUCAUUUUACUUUUUAGUACCUUUUUUUUUGUUGUUAUUUAAUUAUAUCAUUUGUGGAUUUUUCUUAAUUAUUUUGUGUAGUUUUGUUUAUGUGCAUGUAAUAAGUUAAAAUACUUAUUCGGUUUGAUUUUUGUAAUAUUUUGCUUAUUUAUUCUGAAAUGAUCAAUUGAUUAAAACCUAUCCCAACAUUUAAUUAAGAAUAAUCACUAAUUGCUAAAAAAAAUUGAACCAAUAAAGUAUUUGAUUUUGUUUGUACAGAUUUUUUUUGUAAAAACAGUUAGUAUUAGUUGAAUUGACUGUUAAUAUUUUUAUAUUAUUUGAGGAAGUAAAAUAGAUAUAUGGUUUUAUGUGUAAUUUUUAUCUGUAAGUAUAUUAAAAUUAUUUAAUUUGUUAAAUUGGGAAUGUAUGAAUUUUGAAUUUAAUUGUAUAUAAAAGAGUCAAUGUAAAAAAGUGGAUGAUGUGUUCAUGAAUAAAAAAUUGAAGUUGAUUUCUAAAUUAAAAUAUUUUAACUAUUUUGAAGCUAACACAACAUAAGUCUAAUUUGUUCUUAACCUGUUUUAAAAGUACAAUAAUUAGUACAAUUAAAAAUAAUUCUUAAUGCCAAGAUAGAUAUUAAUACAGGAGAAAUUUACAAAUUAAAUUCAUUCUUAACUCAAAUAUAACUUUUUUUUUUAAUUUUAAAACCAAAUACAAGGUAGAAGUAUAGUGAAAUAGAAUUAUUGUGCUGGAAAAAGUAUGAAAGUUUAUAUUCCUUCCGCAACACUUUUUUUUUUUUUUCGCUCUUUUGUUGGGAGACUUUACAAGACCUUUGAAUUUUUUUUUCUUUCAUACUGCAUUAGUAUUUCAAUUAAUUAUCUUUUCAAAAAGUAUUUUAUGUGGCAUUUUUCAUAAACUAAGAGUUCCUUUUUUUUUUUAAGGCCAGUAUAGUUUCAUUUCUUAGAAGCAAAAAUUUGCAUUCUUUCUCACUUGUUUAGUAGAAUAUCUGUUACAAAUGUUAUGAUGAGGUCCAACAUGUACAAAAGCAUAGCACCCAAAGUUAAGAUAAAGGACCUGAAUUUUAAUGAGUGAUGAACUGUCAGAUUUGAUCAGGAAAGGAAAAAUGAAACUGCAGUUUGGGAAUAAAUAUUUCAUUGCAAUUGUUGCGAGUCAUGUUCAGUAUCAGUUCUGACAAUGCUGCAGAAAUUCAAGUUUUGUUACCAUAAUGCUCAUGUUUAGAAUUAAGAAACCAUAUAUUUUUUCAAAUAAUGGGACUUAAUGAGAUAUUGGCUGUCAAGUUUAAGAGAUUCUACUUAAUAUGAAUAUUGCACAAUUUUUUAUGCAAUAUUUAUCAAAAUUAUUGUGAUAUUGAACUAUUGUUUUUGAAUGGAUUGAUUUUAAAAAACUAUUUUAAUCCAAAAUUCUGUAAACUGCAAAUAAUUUUGUAUAUUUAUAUGGACCAAAAUUCUAAUUCUGAUCUCAAUAAUAUGUUUACAAAUUUUGUUGCCUGUUUAAAAAAAAA
Argiope bruennichi is the source of this 10689-nucleotide messenger RNA. RefSeq names its product phospholipid-transporting ATPase IA-like (gene ATP8A). Gene Ontology annotation, cellular component: plasma membrane. Lineage: Eukaryota; Metazoa; Arthropoda; Arachnida; Araneae; Araneidae. Gene Ontology annotation, biological process: phospholipid translocation. The record is from RefSeq and is a predicted model, not a curated record. The coding region runs from base 262 to 3687 and encodes 1141 amino acids. Gene Ontology annotation, molecular function: magnesium ion binding; ATPase-coupled intramembrane lipid carrier activity; ATP hydrolysis activity. The transcript has 43 exons.